This is a messenger RNA of Carlito syrichta (Philippine tarsier), 2386 nucleotides long. It is a transcript of the gene SLC22A15, whose product is annotated as solute carrier family 22 member 15. The coding region runs from base 1 to 1755 and encodes 584 amino acids. Gene Ontology annotation, molecular function: transmembrane transporter activity. Gene Ontology annotation, biological process: transmembrane transport. The record is from RefSeq and is a predicted model, not a curated record. The transcript has 12 exons. Lineage: Eukaryota; Metazoa; Chordata; Mammalia; Primates; Tarsiidae. Gene Ontology annotation, cellular component: membrane.
AUGUGGGUGAAUGUGUGCGUGGCAGUUGUAGAUAAUAGGGGAGAGAAGAAAGUGAAUGUUUUUGUUUUCGGGGGUAAAGGGACAGGAUGUAAGCUCUAUGAAAUUGUCACAGCCAAGGAUAGCAAACCAAGGAAAACCACCCCCAUAGUCUGUGGAUGGCACCAACUGAAGCGUUUGGUUUUGUGUUUGCUCUUUCAGCUCUAUGUGGCCACGGAGGCCAUCCUCAUUGCACUGGUUGGGGCCACGCCAUCGUACCACUGGGACCUGGCAGAGCUCCUGCCGAAUCAGAGCCACGGCAACCAGUCGGCGGGCGAGGACCAGGCCUUCGGGGACUGGCUCCUGACAGCCAACGGCAGUGAGAUCCACAGGCACGUCCAUUUCAGCAGCAGCUUCACCUCCAUCGCCUCGGAGUGGUUUUUAAUUGCCAACAGAUCUUACAAAGUCAGUGCUGCAAGCUCUUUCUUCUUCAGUGGUGUGUUUGUUGGAGUUAUCUCUUUUGGUCAGCUUUCGGAUCGCUUCGGAAGGAAAAAAGUCUAUCUCACAGGUUUUGCUCUUGACAUCUUAUUUGCAAUUGCAAAUGGAUUUUCCCCCUCGUAUGAGUUCUUCGCAAUAACACGCUUCCUGGUGGGCGUGAUGAACGGGGGGAUGUCGCUGGUGGCCUUCGUCUUGCUGAAUGAAUGUGUGGGCACCGCCUACUGGGCGCUGGCAGGAUCGAUUGGUGGCCUCUUCUUUGCGGUCGGCAUUGCUCAGUACGCCCUGUUAGGAUACUUCAUCCGCUCCUGGAGGACCCUGGCCGUUCUGGUUAACCUGCAGGGAACAGUGGUCUUUCUCUUAUCUUUAUUCAUUCCUGAAUCACCUCGUUGGUUAUACUCCCAGGGUCGACUGAGUGAGGCCGAAGAGGCACUGUACCUCAUCGCCAAAAGGAACCGCAAGCUCAAGUGCACGUUCUCACUAACGUACCCAGCCAACAGGAGCCACAAGGAGACGGGAAGUUUCCUGGAUCUGUUCCGUUACCGGGUCCUCUUAGGACACACUCUGGUCCUGAUGUUCAUCUGGUUUGUGUGCAGCUUGGUGUACUAUGGCCUGACUCUGAGUGCAGGUGAUCUUGGAGGAAGUAUUUAUGCCAACCUGGCCCUAUCUGGCCUCAUAGAGAUUCCAUCUUAUCCUCUCUGUAUCUACUUGAUUAACCAAAAAUGGUUUGGACGGAAACGGACGUUAGCAGCAUUUCUGUGCCUGGGAGGACUUGCUUGUCUUAUUGUCAUGUUUCUUCCCGAAAAGAAAGACACAGGUGUGUUUGCCGUGGUGAACAGCCAUUCCUUGUCCUUGCUGGGAAAGCUGACCAUCAGCGCUGCCUUUAACAUUGUUUAUAUCUACACCUCUGAGCUUUACCCGACGGUCAUCAGGAAUGUUGGGCUUGGAACGUGCUCCAUGUUCUCCCGAGUCGGUGGGAUCGUUGCUCCCUUCGUCCCCUCACUGAAAUAUGUGCAGGGGUCUUUGCCCUUCAUUGUCUUCGGAGCCACCGGCCUGACCUCGGGCCUCCUGAGUUUACUGCUGCCAGAAACCCUUAACAGUCCAUUGCUAGAGACAUUUUCUGACCUUCAGGUGUAUUCAUAUCGCAGGCUGGGGGAGGAAGCGUUAUCUUUACAGACCUUGGAUCCUCCACAGUGUGCGGACAAGGAGAGCUCUCUAGGGAGCGAGAGUGAGGAGGAAGAAGAAUUCUACGAUGCAGAUGAAGAGACUCAGAUGAUCAAGUGAAGAGCCCCAGACUCCUCCUCAGAACCAGGGGAUCAGCGUUUUUGCCUCUGGCUAAAAUAGGUUCUUCCAUGAAUCUUAAGACAGUUGUAGGAAGACAGGCUUGGCUUGAACAUACAUAGGUGGUACUCAGUGUGGACUGAUUUUUUUAAGGCACCAAAGAAGAUGGAGAAGAGAUUUUGGGAGAGACAAGAUCACUUCAUUGAGAGCAGAUGUGUUCAUUUCUCUAGAAUUUAAGUUCAGCUCAGAAUCAUGACCUCUGGUCAAAUAGCUCAAAUCCACAUUCCAGAGUGGUGGGCUCAUUUGUUUCCAGGGGUUUUGUCAUGUUGCUUUUUUUUUUUUUCAUGACCUAAAGGCAAAUAUGUAAGAUUUCUCACCAUUUUAGUGGGAUAGGAUAAGCUGUCCUUAAGAGUUCAUCUUCAUACCACUGUUCACUUCGUGCCCUAUCAGUGGCUCCCAACAGGAAUCUUCUGAUGCAGGUUGAUGUUAGUGUUUCAACUUUACGUCCAAGGAAAAGCACUCAGUGGUCAUGUGAGUGACCCGAAGCACCCCUCUCCGUCCCCUCCCCGUCCCCCCACCAGCUUUAUCUCAGCUGAUGAAAUAUGAGUCUUCAGCUUGCAGCUUGGUCCCCAGG